This is a messenger RNA of Strongylocentrotus purpuratus (purple sea urchin), 1171 nucleotides long. RefSeq names its product putative deoxyribonuclease TATDN2. NCBI's taxonomy places the organism in Eukaryota, Metazoa, Echinodermata, Echinoidea, Camarodonta, Strongylocentrotidae. The record is from RefSeq and is a predicted model, not a curated record. The coding region runs from base 180 to 746 and encodes 188 amino acids. The transcript is spliced from 4 exons. Gene Ontology annotation, molecular function: hydrolase activity, acting on ester bonds.
UUGCAAAGUUCUGCUUAGUCAACAAGUUUCCAACUAAUUUUGCAGGAUGUGUGGCCAUCUUCUGUUACCCUGUCAACUUUUCAAUCCACUACUCUCUUGCUGAUAACUUGCUGAAGGAAAGCAACAUCUGGGGAUCGUUUGGUUGCCAUCCACACCAGGUGAAGCACUAUGAUGGCAUCAUGGAACAGAAGAUCAAGGACUGGAUGAAUCAUCCAAAGACUGUUGCACUCGGAGAGAUUGGAUUAGAUUACUCUGACAGGCCACUGGAGACCACAUCGGACCACGAGCUUCAGAAGAUGAUCUUCCGACGUCAGCUGCAGAUCGCUUUGGACACCAAGAAGCCCCUAGUAAUUCACUGCAGGGACGCGGAGGCAGACACCCUCAGCAUCAUGUCUGAGAUGGUACCCAGGAACCAUAAGAUACAUCGCCACUGCUUCACCGGACCUCCCCAAGAUGCCAUCGCAUUUCUGAGGGCUUUCCCGAACUCCUUCAUUGGUUUGACUGCCCUAGUGACCUUCCCCACAGCUACCAACACACACCAAACAGCUCGAGCUAUCCCUCUCAGCAGGCUCCUACUAGAAACGGACACACCUUACUUUGUUCCUAGAAAGGUUAAAGGACGUAGGUGGUCUCAUCCUGGCAUGGCUCUCCUGGUUGCAGAGCGGAUUGCUCAGCUACGAGGAACAACCCUCGACGAUGUCCUUUCCAAUGUGAGAUCCAAUACAAUGACAAUGUAUGGCAUUUAGCUCAAUCAUUGACUUCAGCUAGUCCUUUCCUUGUGCUAGGAGCCACCCUCAGUCGACGUCCUUUCCUAUGUGAGAUCCAAUACAUUGUCGAUGUACAGGACCUAAGUAUCAACUUUUGCUAGUCCAUUCUCUUUCUAAAAGUAAGAUAACAUGUGGUCACUUGCUAUUAGCUUAUGAUAUUGCUUCAUUGAUUAGUUAGUUAUAUGUCCUUGAAAAAAAAAUUUUGUUGUAGGAAAUUCAACCAACAGGUGUAAAGAAAAUAGCUUUAGUUGAUCAGGUACAUGUAUGAGAGAAAUUUUGUGCUAGUAUCUUAGUCUUAGAACUUUUUUUGAUAUGAUGAUAUUAACUACAUGGAGUUUUUCACUUGCUUGUUUUCUCGCCAAAUUGAAAUUCAGUUGUUCAGAAUGGGAUGGGGGGGGGGGGGG